CACACCACAGUUAAAGAGGCCAUCACAUUACAACGACAUUUAUUUUGUCAGGUCAUUGACAGUAAGCAUGGAAUUUUUGCAGUAGCAAAAUCUUUCAGUGCACCGUCAAUACCCAUCCAUGUUCAAAAAAAGAUCUGGGGUGUGAAUGACAAAGUUAUGUGUGAACUAGACCAAUGUAAUGCUAGUGCGGAUUUUGCACAAAGGAGUGGCCUGAAACCAUUUGAGUGCUGCCAUCUCAUGUCCUUAGCUUUCUGUCCCAAAGAUGAUGGCAAUGCUGUUAAUCUCAAAGAGGAAACCCUAAAUGAGAUGGUGAAAGAAAAAUGGUUUGGAGAAAGUAGGAGAGAUGCAUGCAUCGAAAGGCAGUGCUUGGCAAACAAAGAUGAUGUGCCACUUUCUGUAGCGAUCACAUUUGCUGGGCCCUCAACAAAAAAAUACAUAUCAGUGUAUGAGCCAAAAAUGUCUUAUUACUGCAGACUUGGAAGAGUGACUGUUGUAUAUGACAGUAAGAAGAUCACAUGGGCCUGUCCAUGUAAUAAAACAAAACAGUCAUGUAUUCACAAAGCAAUAGCUAAAUGGCAUUUGUUUCAAAGUCAGAGAGCUCUCUUCCAGAAGGUGAAGACCACCGAAAGGAUUGAUUCCAUGCAGAUACCUCAGCAGCAGUCUGAGAAUGUGGGUGACUGUAGUGAUCAUCAGUACCCACCUAAUGAUGAUGGAAUAGAGAGGAUAGUGCGCUAUUUGAUGAAAAAUAAAUCUCUGCCUGUGGACCUUCCUCAAAAUUUGGUUAGUGGUCUACAACAUGGAAGUGAAUUUAGACACCAACUAAUUCCUGAAGAAACAUUCUGCUCUGAAUGUGAGGGUAAUCAUGUUCUAAGCGAGCCAAUUAUUAUAACCUCACGAGCAAAGAUUCUGACCUUUACUGGGGUAGUUGAAGGAAUUUCAACUUACUACAAAGUAUGUAGCAACUGCAGCAUGAUGUACAGGUACCAGGAAUUCACUGAUGGUAUCCAUAACUUCAAUGACCACCUUCUGCUUUCUCUUCACUUGUGUGUAAUUCUUCGCAAUGCUCUUCAGAAUCACACUGCUGUCAGCAGAGUAAUGAGCAUACUUGAAGCCACUGCUAAAGCAAAAUUCCCCAGCAAAGACACAGUGCUCCAUGCUUACCUCCACUUUGAAGCCUUGAGCAGCCAUGUUUAUUCUUACACCUGCAUCAAUUGUGGAUAUUACCCCAGAGUGGUGAUUAUGGAUCUCCACAAGAAAGGUGUCUUCAGUAUUCCUUUCAGUGAAAUAGCCACAUCACCAUCAGAUUUCAAGGGUGAUACAAACAUUGUCUCUUUUUGGGAAUCCGUAACGAUGGAGAUGAUUGGUCGGGGAUUUCUUUCAAGUGGCAGGAAAAAUCCCUUUGUAGUUUGCCCAAGUUAUGAUUGUUGGGCUCCUUGGAUUGGACCUAACACCCGAAAGUCAGACAUUGUUCUAAACACUGAGCAUGCAAAACUACAAAAAACAAAGUCCUGUGAUGUUCCAGAUCUUGACGUCACAGAGGAAAGGUUAGGUGAUGAGCUCUUUAAUCUUAAGGUUGAUGCAGUGAGGAAGCUGUGCAAAGAAUGUGGAUUGGACACAAAGGGAUCAAGGAUGGAUCUUGUGUUACGUUUGCGAACAGAGAUGCAAAACCGUUCUGCGUACGACAAAAUCUUCCAGCAGAUUUGGGGUGCUUCUGGUGGCUGGGCAGUCAUUACAUGUCCAUGUGGAAUAGUGUAUUCCAUCAAAUUCAACAUAAGAGCAGAGUCUCCCAGAGACUUUGCAGACUUGCUGCUGAGUUGGAAGCACUUUCCUAAUGUGGUAAUAUACGACUUUGCUAGAGGACUUGCAGCACACGUUAAUCUACGGGAAGCAGAUUCUCUACCUUUCAGUCCCCAUGAAGGGAGACUUGCUGAACCAACUACAGCAAAUAUCCAGCUAGCAAAGGAAGCCAAGCUCAAAGUUAAUCUACCAUGGUUGAAAAAUAAGGAGGAGGAGGAUAUCAACUGCCAUCCUUUGACAGGAUCAUCAGAGCAUUAUGCUCUGUAUGACAGAUUUCAUGAAUUUAACACCAAAGACCCAAGAGAUGCUCUUAGGAGAAUCCAAGUAGUCCCAGAACUCUGUGGAUGGGUAAAUACUCAAACCGCAGAGCAACUUUUUGGUUCAAUGCGCAAGAACAAUUAUUUCUUGAACAUGCUCACGCCAUCUGGACACACAUUUUUGAUGCGCAGCAUCAUUCACCAUUAUAACACAGCACAGAAUAAGAACAUGGAGGACAGCCUAAGAAAAAUUGUAUCACCAAGUGAUCAGUUAACCUUCAAUGGUUAUGGUCAGAUAGUACUUGGUACACCUCCACAGUCCCUAAAUGAUAGUGAAAGACGCACCUGUGAUAUUACACAAAUAGACCAAGUACACUGCCCCAGCCAAGGUUCAGUGAUUGACAUGACAGCCCUACGAAAUGUGCAGCCAAACAGGGCAUGCUGGAUGCAUCCACAAAGCAGUGACCAAAUAAAGAUGGUAUGUUCAAUUUUUUGCAUUUUUUAUGCAAAGUGUAUAAUCAUACUUACACUUUUUUUUUUCGUUUUUCUACGUAAAAAAUGCUUUAAAUGAAAAGGAAUCACGACAACAAUUUUUGGCUCAAGUAGGAGCAACAAUUCUGAACAGAUCAGAUUUUUUUACCUUGGGACAUCCAAAUGAUGUUGAAGGGACUGUGAGUAUUAUCACAUGCAAUAUCAUGCUUUUGUUUUGUGAUAAGUGAAUAUUAAAUUUGGUUUCUCUCAAAUUAUUACAAAUUUUAAAUGCCUGCCUUUCAAUGAUCAGAGAUAUUGCUGAUUUAAAGAACAUAAAGGUCCAUUGUUUUGCUCGUAUGUGACAGUGACAUGGUUGCCACCAUUGUGUGCAGACCCUUCAGCUAACUUACCUAGUACUUGCACAGCAACUACAUCCUGGGCUGUGGAAAGAGUAUGGACGUGAUGAUCUCAACGGUGCUCCAAGGCAGAAUUGGUCAAAUAAUUGUGGAGUGUUUGUGUUGAUGUACACACUCUAUGUUGUAAUGGGAGGCGUCUUUGAUUUUUCUGAGUCUGACAUGGCUGCAGUAAGGAGAUGGUGGUGCUUGCUCCUGCUAACAAAUUAUCCUGUGAAACCAGAUGCUGAAAGAAAGCUACUCAGAAAAAGGCGCAAAGAAAUGAAAACAGGAGAAUUGGAAAAGGAAGCAGAAGCUGAUUACUAAGUAAGAUGCCACCUGAGAUCCUGAGACAUAUCCUCUUGAAUGUGGUCAAAGAAGAUGGAGAUGUGGCCUUCUUCAGACUGUCUCUGACGUGCUGGCUUUUCCAUGAUGUUGUUUGUGACGCAUCAUUCAGAAAAGACGCUCAUUUAGCCUGGCUUGACAUGCAUACUCCAGUGACUACAAGGAGAUGUACAGAGUGCCAUAUAAAGUGACCAGUUGCCUUUGCUGUGGGGACUUAUUUAAAGACUUCCCC
Molecule: messenger RNA, 3494 nt
Organism: Cyprinus carpio (common carp)
Lineage: Eukaryota; Metazoa; Chordata; Actinopteri; Cypriniformes; Cyprinidae
Source: RefSeq, a predicted model, not a curated record